This is a messenger RNA of Zea mays, 1573 nucleotides long. Its product is annotated as bisdemethoxycurcumin synthase. NCBI's taxonomy places the organism in Eukaryota, Viridiplantae, Streptophyta, Magnoliopsida, Poales, Poaceae. Gene Ontology annotation, molecular function: acyltransferase activity, transferring groups other than amino-acyl groups. Gene Ontology annotation, biological process: polyketide biosynthetic process. The coding region runs from base 32 to 1450 and encodes 472 amino acids. The transcript has 2 exons. The record is from RefSeq and is marked validated.
GACCGGACGUGGUAUCGAUUAGACGGCCUUCAUGUCGCACACUACUUCGCUACUGCUCUCGUGGUCGUGGAGCCUGAUGACGAUGCCCACGUCCUCGUUUACCUCUACUACUCCUCCAAGUAUUCAGCUCGGCCGCACCACACCGUCCGGCGUCCCGUCGUCCCGCCCAUUGGUUGCUGUUGGUCGUCGCAUUAACAGGAUCCGCUGCUCAGCGACCUACACCCUUGCACCAAGCCGUGAGUCUACUACUACUACCACCACCGCCGUCGGUGAGGCUCGGCGUGCACAGGGUGCAGCCGUGCUCGCUCUUGGCACGGCCAACCCAGCAGCUACCUGCUUGCCGCAGACUGAGUACGCCGACUGGUACUUCCGUGCCACGAAGCGCGACCACCUCACCAAGCUAAAAGCCAAGAUGAAGAAGAUAUGCCACAACUCGGGAAUAAGGAAGCGCUACUUCCACCACACGGAGGACACGCUCCUCGAGCACCCGGAACUCGUGGACGGCGCGCUGCCGUCGCUGGACGCCCGGCAGAGCAUCCUGGGCUCGGCCGUGCCGGAGCUCGCCGCGUCCGCGGCGGCGCGGGCCAUCGCCGAGUGGGGCCGCCCGGCCGCCGACAUCACCCACCUCGUCUUCGCCACCAACUCGGGCGCGCACAUGCCGGGCGCCGACCUCCGCCUGGCGUCGCUCCUCGGCCUCCGCCCGUCCGCGCAGCGCACGGCGCUGUACCUCACCGGCUGCCACGCGGGCUCCGCCGCGCUCCGCGUCGCCAAGGACGUGGCCGAGAACAGCCGCGGCGCCCGCGUGCUGGUGGCCUGCGGCGACCUCAGCCUCGUCAAGUUCCGCGCGCCGCACGAGGACCGUCCCGAGACUCUCGUCCUGCAGGCCCUGUUCGGCGACGGCGCGGGCGCCGCCAUCGUCGGUGCCGCCUCCGACGAGAUGUACGGCUCCGGCGCUGAGUCGUGCCCGCUCUUCGAGAUGGUGUCCGCGUCCCAGACAGUGGUGCCCAACAGCGAGGACGCCGUCGCGGGGCAGCUCGGCCAAGACGGGCUCGUGUUCAGCCCGUCCCCUAGAAUGCCGGCGCUCGUACGGGAGCACAUCGAACGGUGCCUGGCGGACGCCGUCGGGCCGCUCGGAUUACUGGGUGGUGGAGGUGGUGGUGGUGACUGGAACGACCUCUUCUGGGCGGUGCAUCCCGGCGGGCCUCUGCGAUCCUUGACACUCCAGGCCACGCUGGCGCUGGCGCCAAGCAAGCUGGCGGCCAGCAGGCACGUGUUGAGUGAGUACGGGAACAUGUCGGGUGCCUCGGUUAUCUUCGUGCUGGACGAGCUCCGGCGGCGGUGUGGCAUGCUGGAUGGAGAUUUUGGGGUCAUGCUAGGUUUCGGUCCGGGGUUCACCGUCGAGACCAUGGUACUCCGAGCGGCGAAGGCUGCAACGAAAAAGGUUUUCUAAUGUGUGGAUGUCAGAUGUCACCAGCAGCAACGAAAAAUUAUGUUCGAGUGAAAUUCACCGGAGGUCCUUGUUAUCAGCAGCUUUGCCUCUAUACAUUUUUUGUUUGGUCAGCUCUUUGACUCU